Messenger RNA from Cladophialophora immunda, 2827 nucleotides. RefSeq lists its product as hypothetical. Gene Ontology annotation, biological process: fungal-type cell wall (1->3)-beta-D-glucan biosynthetic process. The coding region runs from base 1593 to 2534 and encodes 313 amino acids. The record is from RefSeq and is a predicted model, not a curated record. Lineage: Eukaryota; Fungi; Ascomycota; Eurotiomycetes; Chaetothyriales; Herpotrichiellaceae. The transcript is spliced from 3 exons. Gene Ontology annotation, cellular component: fungal-type cell wall; cytoplasm. Gene Ontology annotation, molecular function: 1,3-beta-glucanosyltransferase activity.
ACCAAGCUGUUCAGGUACCUCAGACAAUCCGGACAAACUCUCCGGGGGUGCCUGGGGCCCUGCACCUACCAAUACGAGUACUUCGUACUCUGCCCAGUGCGCAGUGCCCACGGGCUUCCACCUCUCCCGCCACAGUUCCCUAUCUCGACCACCUCGGAAGCCCAGUAGAUAGCGGGAGAUAACAGGCCGGGUCGCACAAUCUUGCAUCCUGGCCAUUCACCCACGCCUCUAGCGACUUAGCAACCUGCGUUAUCGGUUCGACGGCAUGGGUCAAGAACGGGGGGAUCUUGAUGGACAAUGCAUGAAACUUGUCCAUCUCCCACCACGCUACGGCCCAAUUCUACCUCGCGUCUUCCAACUUCCUUGCGUCUUGGGCCUGCGAUUGACUAGGUUCGGGGCAGCGUGCAGCGGGAGGCGACCUUGAACUCUACCACUACUGACUGCGACUCGCAGGAUUGAUCGCAUUUUCCGUAGCCAACGGAUGCGCAACUGGUGGUGGGCAGCGGCUGAAUUGAACCAUGUUGAAGCUCUCCUCGAAUUUCACCACUUGAUCUUCCCCUGUGCUCCCCCUCAUCCGUCCUUGCCAUUGUCGUUGCUGGCAGUCGCCGGUGAUGUCUGUCGUUCUUGCAUGACCUGGUUUCUUCUCCUUCGUUGUCUCCUGGUUGCUGUCGCGCCUGCUCUGUGAAGAGAAUUGCGACUGCCCAUCGCUUUUUUUGCUGCGGCUCCCGCUCGUCCCUCUUUAUCUUCACUGACACUUCACUCACAGGCGGCACAGUCACUCAAAUCUCAUUGCCUUGGGAACGAGAUCCUUUUCUUCUUUUGCACAUAUUAUUUGUCACUGCUGGUGGUUGGUUUAUGCCCGACCUCUGACCCGGCGUUGCUACUUUACCACCACUGGCAACACUUCUGAGCGAUUGAACUCGAAAGGUUCUCCUUUUGCUCAGACCACCAAAGUGUUUUGACAUCAGUACUGCUCUUAAUAUUACCUCCCUCCAUCCAAGGCUCGGGAGACCUCAAAAAACCAUGGGUGCUCAACCAGUCUUGAUCUUUCUGGUGCUUGCGGCCAUCUGCGCCACAAUCAACGCCAUUCCCACCAUCUCAGCGGUCGGCUCCAAGUUCUUUACAAGUGAUGGCGACCAAUUCUUCAUCAAAGGCAUGGCUGAGUCCCUGCAAGGCACUUCUUGAUCGUGGCUGACUGAAGCGUUCUCCGCAGGUGUUGCCUACCAGCUGGUCGAAGAUGACCCCCUCGUGAACACCACCCAAUGCAAAAUGGAUGCCGCGCUCAUGCAGCAAUUGGGCGCCAACACCAUUCGUGUGUACCAUGUGGACGCAUCUGCGGACCAUUCGGGUUGCAUGAACGCCUUCGCCGCGGUUGGGAUCUAUUUGUUUGUGGAUAUGGACAGCUUCAAAACAUACAUUCGAUACGUACGGCAGAGAAGAAUGACCAGGGCAAGAGACGGGACAGCUGACACUAGGCCAGGAUACUGACUCGUCGUGGACCGCGAACAAAUCAGCCUCCUACAGAGCUGUUAUGGACAACUUUCAACAAUACGACAACACCGCUGGCUUUUUCGUGGGUAACGAGGUGCUCAAUGUUUGUAUGUGACAGAUGCCUCUCACUGAGGGUCCGGGAGCCUGCUAAUAAGCCAACAGUGGCUGAUUCUGGAGCUGCUCCAUAUCUUCUCUCCGCCGCUGCCGACCUCAAGAGUUACCGGGACGCCAAAGGCUACCGCAAGAUCCCCAUCGGCUACUCGGCGACUGACACUGCCGUUCUUCGGCCUAUGCUUCAAGACUACUUGGUGUGCCGUCCUAACGUGACCGAACGCCUCGACUUCUAUGCAUUGAACAGCUACGAGUGGUGCGGAUCCACACCCGAUUUCCAGACUUCGGGAUACAUUGGAUUGCAGGCGCUUGCCGAGAAUUACCCGGUCCCCAUUUUCUUCUCGGAGGAUGGAUGCAAUACAGUGCCGCCGCGAACAUUCGACGAUCAAGCUGCCAUCUUUGGCCCUCAGAUGGUUGACACCUGGUCUGGAGCAAUCAUCUACGAGUGGAUUCAGGAGAUGAACAAUUACGGGCUCGUCUCGUAUGGCCCGCAGGUCGGAGCAGACGUCAACGACGGGUCGACUAUUGUGCAAGGAUUCACUCGCCAAGGAGUCCCGACUCCCGUGUCACCGGAUUUCAGCAACCUCCAACAACAAUGGAAGACGCUGACCCCUACAGGCGUGAGUUCUGGUCAGUAUGCGGCGACAGUCACGACCACGCCGCCGGCUUGCCCCAGUUCGACCGCAGGAGGAUGGACAGUGGACCCCAGCGCACCUCUCCCGACGAUUGGAGUGGGUGCCGUCUCAGCAGUCACCCCAUCAUCGGUCUCCUCGACAGCCAGCGGCACCUCAUCAGGAGGCGGCAGCUCGGCCACCUCCCAGGGAGCUGCUGGCAGAACCGCCUCCGGACCUCCCUCGUUCAAGGAUGCUGGAUUUGUGGGCAUGGUGUUUGCAUUGGCGACCGUGGGCGCCGGCGUGAUGGUCUGGUUGUGAAGCACCAGCAGGGGUGUGGCAAGCAGGGGGUGUGGUUGAUCUUACGACUCACGAAAAACAUAACUGCGAGUUUCGAACGGGGAAGAGUUCAGAAAUGCGACCAAGUGUUGGGUGAAAGUGGAAAGGUAGACGAUACACAAGUAUGGUACGUGACUGCAACAAGGAAACCGACAUAGAUUUAAUGGUAAUGCACGAUUGACGGGCAGGCGUUUGCCAUGUGUUCUGUUUAUGCUCUUCACUCGCCAGCAAGAGUUGAUAUUCCGAUAGAUGCAAAAUGGUGGAUGCCGAUUGAC